Molecule: messenger RNA, 907 nt
Organism: Zophobas morio
Lineage: Eukaryota; Metazoa; Arthropoda; Insecta; Coleoptera; Tenebrionidae
Product: cuticle protein 21-like
Exons: 2
Coding region: 82-849 (255 amino acids)
Cellular component (GO): extracellular matrix
Source: RefSeq, a predicted model, not a curated record
AGUCCCUUGAAAGUUCGUAAUCCAGUUGCCAAAUAAAUAAUUAGUAUUCAUAGAGAACAGUUGACACGCCGUGAAAUUUUAAUGUCUUCGGUAUAUAAACCGCCCACAAACCAGCUGAAGCCAUCAGUCGAUCUUCAUCAACAACCUAAAUUAGAAGACAUGGCAAUCAAGUUCAUCAUCUUGGCAGCUCUCGUGGCGGUCGCCAGGGGCGGAGUAGUGGGUGCCCCAGUGGCGCAGGUGGCCCCCGUAGCCGCCCCCGUGGUGGCGCGCCUCGCCGAAUUCGACCCCAACCCCCAGUACUCCUUCGCCUACGACGUCCAGGACGCUUUAACCGGAGACUCUAAGAGCCAAGUGGAGAGCCGCAGCGGCGACAUAGUCCAGGGCCAGUACAGCCUCGUCGAGCCCGACGGCACCCGAAGAAUAGUGGACUACACCGCCGACCCCAUCAACGGUUUCAACGCGGUAGUCAGCAAAACGCCCCUCGGACAAGUAGUCGCCCCAGUAGUGGCCCGCACCGCCCCCGUCGUGGCCGCUCCCGCCGCCCCCGUGGUGGCCGCUAGAGUGGCCGCGGCGCCCGUGGCUGCACGAGUAGCCGCCCCCGUCGUCGCCGCUCCCGCUGUGGCCCGCGUGGCCAGUCCCUUCGCCGCCCCCGUCGUGGCUGCGCCCGCUGUGGCACGCGUGGCGAGUCCCUUCGCCGCCCCCUACAUCGCUGCUCCCGGUGUCGCCCGACUAGCCGCCCCCGUGGCGUCGCCCGUAGUGGCUGCCCCAGCGCUGUCUGCGUACGCCGCCCCCUACGCGUAUCCCGGGGGAUUUGCGAGGGUGGCAGCGCCCCUGACUUACGCUGUGUAGAUUGUCGCUGAUGCCCAAUAUUUGUUCUUCGCCUUAUGUACAUAUUUUUAACGUUUAA